Colias croceus (clouded yellow) is the source of this 5479-nucleotide messenger RNA. RefSeq lists its product as uncharacterized. The record is from RefSeq and is a predicted model, not a curated record. Gene Ontology annotation, biological process: negative regulation of centriole replication. Gene Ontology annotation, molecular function: microtubule binding. Bases 449 to 2767 code for a protein of 772 amino acids. The transcript has 15 exons. NCBI's taxonomy places the organism in Eukaryota, Metazoa, Arthropoda, Insecta, Lepidoptera, Pieridae.
CUCGCGACAAGAAACAACUCGCAAUAAAACCUCCUUCGUCAAUAAUAAAAAAAUAAAAAAAAUAAACUGUCACCGUCCAAAUUCCCGCGCGAAUUGUGUUCGAAAUUCAAACGUGUCAAACCCCGUGCCUCAAAUUUUGUGCAGUGUUAACGUUAAUUACGUGAUUCAUGCUGACCCGUUUCGUCUCAAUUUACCUUAACAACUUCCAGAGUUUAAAAAAAUGCAAAAUUUGCAACACGUCGCGUCAUAGCAAAUUGUGUGGGUGACUCAGAGCGGAGACCGCGCAGCCGCGGAACAGACAUCGACGAUUUUCCCGACAUUUCCGAACGUUAGAAAUCUGCCGCGUAAACGAAACGAAAUUCUUUUUUUUUUCGAAAAUUUUGACGUGUGUCUUGUGCCUUAGUUUGUGUUAGAGUGAGAUGGUGUCGUGAGUCUGUGUGUGUUUAUAAUGGAAAGAAACGGCGAUACGAGGCGGGUUCAAUGGGCUUCUGAACUGCACUCGGAGUACCGCAGCACGUACAGAUGGCACGAGUACAAAGAACAACAGAACCAGCAGCAAGGGGUAGUCAAGCAGCCGGCCCCUACGCCGCCCUCCGCACUGCCUAUCGCUAGAGGAGCAAUCGAGCCCGCGUUACCACGUCGGAAGAAAUACCCCGGUGUCGCGUAUAAGACGAAUGAGCUGUUCGACCCAGCACCCUCGGAUGACAUCAGGCCACAGACCCUGGAUAGAGCCCGGAGCGCUCAAAGAAAUGAGACAGACCGCGCUGGACGGCGCAGCAAGUCUGAAGGUCCUCGCCAGCCACGAUGGACUGACACUGUUGAACCGAAGGCGACCACAGCCCUAGGCGAAGUCCUAGCAGCGAAGGAGCCCGACCCGGUGAGCACAGAGUACCGCAACCAGUUCGCAUGGCCGAAGGACACCACGGACGCGCCCAGAAAGAGCAUCUCCAUGGGCGCGCUGAAGAAGGCUGCGGCUGCUGAAGGUUCUGUAGAAGCUGAACCUCUCAUGAACCAUGUGGACGGUGAAGAGGACCACAAGAGAUAUAUAGAAGAUUAUCUCUGGAAUGGACAGAAACCGGGUGUACAGAGAAAAUCGACGUUCCGUAGCGCGCUAUCGGCCCUCAUAUACAACGGGGAGGAUCGUUCCAAAGAUAAUAGGAAACGUUACAAAAGCGAGUACAAAAAGAAAUUUAGACCGUUCUCUCAAUACGUGUACGAGGCGUCUAAAGGGACAUUUACGAAAUGCAGGGGGAAAGGGAAGUCGAAUGAGGAGGCGAGCGAGAGGUUGGUGGGCGAGGGGGAGGUGGGGGGAGGCGGGGGCGGGGCGAGCGGGGCGGGCGGCGCGGCCGAGGACAGCGCCAGCACGCUGCGCGCCGCCGGCCUGCAGCCGCUCGGCCUCGCGCAGGGCGACUCGUGGUACCGCGAGGUGCUCGACCUGCGCAAGCGCGCCGGCGAAUACAAGUACCGCGGCUGGGGGACCGAGCUGGCUCCGGACCACAUCACUCAGCUUUACAAUAAGCAAAUCGAGCUCUGGUACCAAGUGUCGCGCCGGUCCUCGCUGUCGGCUCUGUCGCUCGCUUCCACCAAUCACAAGGCGCUGCCUCGUGACGAAAAAGAUGGGAAGGAGUCGAAGAGCCAUUCCCCGAAGAAGUUCAGGUCGUUCCGCUCGGCACCGCACCAGUCCAUCCACGCCAAGCUGCAGGAGACCAAAGCUUUAGAGCGGUCUCCUCACAAGACCUCGCCGCAGAAGCAGAGGAAGAAGCUCCAGGGCCACAGUUUCGAUGAAGGUGCUGCCCAAGAAGGCGCUAAAGAGGGCGCGUUCCGCUCUCCGCGCCGCCGGCCGCGCUCGGCGGACCCCGCGCCCGCGCCCGCGCGCCACCCCCCCAACGGACACGCCGACGCGCGACCCGUUAAGCCCACGGGUUUGCCGUUAAGUAGGGGCAGUAGUAAUAGGGUUAGGUCAUCGUCAAGGGGGGGCAGGUCACCGUCCGCGCCUCCCAAAACUGGGCCAGGGGCAAAUGGGCCAGUUGAAGUGAAUGGGACGAUAGAGCGGGGCAAACGCAGCCGCAGUACUUCAAAAGUGGGCAUAAAAUUGGACGACGAGAUCCCCUCCCACCGCAGCGCGUCCGUAGCCAAGGACCAACUGUUCGACGACUCGCCCGUGGUGAAGUCCCCCCCCGAGCCCACGCGCGUCAAGUCGCCCGAGCAGAUGAACAUGCGCUCGCCCGACCCCGUCAACUGGACCGUUCCACUCGACACCGGCAAGACGUUCACCGUCACGCAGAACGUCAAAAGCGAUGAGAGCGUAAAGCGCCCUAGCGCAGAGUUUAAGGGUGGGUCGGUGGCCGAGGACGCAGCGAAGCCGGCAGAAAUCGCCCCAAUCCAUCACCAGCAAAUGUCGCCAAUACGUUCGCUGAAAAAGAGCGAGUCGCCGACAAGUUUGAGCAAACGCGUUGACAAAACCCCGACGACGCCCACUAGUCUCACUCCCAUCGAUGAGACCAAAGCUCUCGAUCUGAACAAAGUGAACGGCAUUAACGGAGUCAACAGCAACCAGCUGACUCCCGAAACUCCGGAGAAGGAGACAAUUAAGGAAAAGGAAGUGAUUAAAAAGUCGACUGAGGCCACACAAGUCGCGCCCGGAGUCGUCGACACAACACUAGUGAACGACAACACUAGCACCGGAGGUCUAACAGCCGCCGAAGUGCUCGACCGAGCCCGGUCUAGGUUCGACAAGUUCUGGGGCAAAAAAGAAGAUGACGUUUAAUCUGACAGAUCAGCCAUUUUCGUUCAUUAUCUUAUGACAUUCGCUUGGGAAAUGUCAAUUUUCGAAUAGACAUUCUGUUUCUUUCGCGGUAACUCGAUUCCAAUAAGAGUGAACGAGACAGCAUGUAUGUUCGAUAGGGUGAGGUCACACAACAUCGCAUUUAAUACAAUAAUGGGCUAAUUAUCCUAUGGUUAUAAAUCGCGAUUUGCAAACAAACGUAGGAUUAUGUAUUUGAUAGCUUCGCUUCGGUAACGACGAUUAUUAUAUGUAUAUUUAUUAUUUAUUGUAUAAUAACGAUCACUGUCUAUAAAAUAGGAGUGUGGUGGCUUGUGAUAGUAGAUAUGAUCUGGUCGAAGUAGAAUUAUAGUGUGAUUUAUAAAAUUAUCGUAUGUAUUGAGUAUAAUAUGACUCUAAGCAGGACAACAAUACGGUUGGACCCCUAUAGCAUUUAACAAUAAAUAUUAAUAUAAUUACAAUAAGUUCCAAUUUCGAUUGUUUCAUCUUCAAUUGUUAUUUUGUACCUACAUAAUUAAGUACUUUAUUUUAAUGUUUAAUUAACUUAAAGAAAAUUACUACUACUACUACGGAAAUAACUACGUAUCAAGAAUUAUUCAAGAACGAUAAAGGUGUCAUAUUAUUAUUUUUUUUUUUUUUGUCACAUGCUUUCCUUUUCAAUGCUGGCAACAAAUAAACAACGUAACAUUGUACUUUUUUUGUAACAACCUUUCCGUCCAUAGGAAAUUUUUCUUUUUUUUUUGUUUAAUAAUGCAAAGGAAAAUAAUUUCUUAUCUUAAAAUGAAAAUAACAACCUACAUUUGCUAAACGAAUCAAAAAUAAAACAUAAUGAUAAAAUCUUUCAUAAGAAGGUGGUUUGGGAGAAAUUCAAAUAUCACGCAAAUUGCAACAAUUUCGUUUUUAACUACUUACUUUUUUUUAAAAAGCAACCGGUAACAAAAAUAAUUAUGGUUAAUAAUAUCACAAUAAAUUAAAAUUUAAAAAGUAGAACUAUUUAAUAACUUCCAAUAAUGUAGUACUUAUUCGUUAAUUUUUUGAUAUAUAAAGUUAACAAGGGCUAUGUAUACUUUCUAUAUGCAUUUGCUAGCCGUCCAAAGUAGUAUUUUUUGCGAAAUAAAACCAAAAUAAUAUAUUUUGUCAAUGAAUUAUUUCUACAGCUUUGUAUCAAAACGACUUAUAAAAAAAACAUAUAUUUUAUAAUAAUCUACAUUAGUCUUCUUCUAUAUAAUCUAUGGUCUGUGGAAGCAUUAAAUUGGCGGGAAUAUUGAUAGCAUAAUCUAUAUUAAGUAAUAACGUUAACUUUGAUUUUGCGAUUUGCGAUUUAGUAGUAAUUUAUUGAAAGUAUUAUAAUAAAAUACAUUUAAGCUUAAAUUAUGGAAUUAUCUCCACAGUCUUGUCGAAUUUGCUUAUCCGUUUCGGAAUUUAAUGUAUCUCUUUUCAGUAAAUACAGUAAAAGGUGCAAUAUGAUUGAUAAAAUAUUGGUGUGCUUAAAAAUUGUUAUUGAAGAAACUGAUUACUUGAGUACAAUAUGUUAUAAAUGUGCAAAUAACGUUGACAAUUUUUACGAUUUUAUUAUGGACGUUAAAAAAUCUCAAAAUUUAUAUGAUAAACAAGAAAAUGAAUCACGGCGUAAUAUCAACGGUGUAAAUCACUCGAUAAACCGUCACGUCACUUCUUACGUGCGGGAGCAAGUUAUCGAUGCAGAUUAUACGUUUUCCUUUCUCGAAAUGUCCCACAAUGAGGACAGAAAGGAGAAUAAACAGUCGAGUCCACUGUUCUCUUAUUUUUCACCGCCAAAUGUUCUCAUAAAACAGUCGAAUGAACCGAAAUGGAAAACUCCGCGGAUACGAUUGGAAAAUAUAAGUAAGGAGGAAGAUAAGAGAGACGUUUAUUUCAAAAGAAAAUUGGAUAAACCAAAACAUUUGUCCGGUGAUAUAUUCGAAUCUCAAUCAGAUCUCGAGGAGACGGACUUUAAACGGCCUGAAUGGAAACUAACUCCCGAUGAAAAUCUCAUUAAAAGGGUGAGGGAAAAAUGUUUCGGACGAUCUGAUUUUUAACACAAUUUAGACGUAAACUCAUUCAAAUGUACGAUUGCAGUUACAAUUAUUACAAUUUACUAAUUUAUUUGUUUAUCGAGUGUGUUAAUUUAUGGAAUUCCGUAGAAACAGGGUAAAGUUAGAAUUGAUUUAAGAAUUUUCCAGUAGAUAUAUACAAUGUUUAGGAGCCUGUUAUUUCUUCGAUAGUAUACUUAAUAUAAAUGGACGAAUAUUUGAGUUUAAUUUUCAUGUCUUGUUACAAUAAUUUAAAAUCUUACAAAAUGCUACUGCAACUUUGAUGUAAUUUUAUCUUAUUGCUGUGUAAAGAAAUGUAGGUACCCUUUAUUUUUCCUUUCAUUACUUAUUGUAUCCAAUUAUAUAAGGGAUUUGUUAAUACGUGUUACGAAUAUUUGUCAUUCAAUAUUUCAAUGUUAUAUUGUUACUAAACCUUUGUUUCAAUUAAAUGUCAUGUUUAAAUCUGAUACUAAGCAUAUAUUAUUGUUUUUUUGCGCACAAAAUUUUUUUCAACCUGCCCUAUUGUUCGUAUGUUACUAUUUACUCCAUAGAAUUUUGAAGAAAUAGCUUUGCUACGGAUUUAAGCGUUUGAUUUUUGUUGUUAUUAUACAUCAAAAUGGACACCUCAAUAAAAUUUUAAAAUAUA